AUGACACGUAUUUAUCCACGCGCAACUCUCAAGAAAAUUUUAAAAGCUCAUCUUCCAGAAAACCAAUUCAGCAAUAACGUAGAUAUAAUGCUCUACUUGGAUUACAUCCAUUUUCUUCAAAGUUUAGCGGAAGAAGCAAAUUUGGAGGCCAACUCAAAAAAAGCAAAGAUAAUAAGAAAGGAACAUAUUGAUUCGGUCCUGGAGAAUACAUUGAAACGAUUCGAUGGUUAA
This is a messenger RNA of Ambispora leptoticha, 231 nucleotides long. NCBI's taxonomy places the organism in Eukaryota, Fungi, Glomeromycota, Glomeromycetes, Archaeosporales, Ambisporaceae. The record is from the annotation of a GenBank genome assembly.